UUUUAUGUUUUUAUAUCUGCUGCAGUAAUUCAAAGAGUUCUAUUUCAUGAUAUCUAUGAAAUAAUUUUUAAGGUUUUAGAAAAACUGACCCCAAUGGAAUUUAUUGAGCUUAUAUUGAUUAAUAAAUUAGACGGUGUGAUACUAAAAUACCCACAUCACGACAAUGUAGACGGCACAGUAUGUAUUACUGGACAUCAUUUGAUUCUAAGCUCAAGAAAAGAAGGCGUUCGUGAAUUAUGGCUUUUACAUAAAAAUAUAGACAGUAUAGAGAAAAAAGAAAACAAGCCAAUAAAUGGUAUGUCACAAGGUGGAUCUCUUUUCCUGAAAUGCAAGGAUUUGAGAAUAUUCCAAUUGGACAUAGGCACUACUACAGAGUUAAAUCUUGUUGCACAGACAUUAGAAAAUUUAUCAAAUAUUCAAGAUCCCAGUCUAUUCUAUCCAUUCUUCUAUAGACAUAUGCAUCCUAUUGUAGAAAAUGGCUACACAUUGUACAGUAUUGAAGGUGAAUUCACAAAGGUGUUGGCAAGUGAAGAAUGGAGAGUGUCCCGUGUUAACCAGAAUUACACAGUGUGUCCGGGAUAUCCUAAAGCUGUAGUGGUGCCCAAAUCCAUUGAUGAUGAGACAUUAGCAGCUGCUGCAUCAUUCCGUCAGGGCGGUCGAUUUCCUGUCCUAUCUUAUAGACAUAACAAUGGUGCAGUGCUAUUACGCGCCGGUCAACCGUUGUCAGGGCCGAAACACAGGCGAUGUCGACCCGAUGAAGCCAUAUUGAAUUCUGUAGUCAAUGUUGGUAUGAAGGGGAUCAUAUAUGACUUAAGAAGUUCCAAUGCUAUCUCCCAGCAGCAGAAUAAAGGCGGAGGAUCUGAGAGUGCCGCUAAUUACUCUCAAUGGAAAAUAUACAACAGGUCAAUGGAUGAUGUUGACAAUCAACAGCAGCUGCUGGAGAGUUUCUCCAAACUUAUUGAAGCGUGCGUGGACAAGGAGAUAUCCAGUGACAAGUGGAUAUCGCGGCUGGAGUGGUGCGGCUGGCCCGAGGCGGUGCGCAACGCGCUGCACACCGCCUGCAUCGUCGCACAGCAUCUGCACCAGAAAGCUGAGCCGGUGCUGGUCCACGGCACCCGCGGCGAGGACGCCACGCUGCUGGUCUGCUCGCUGGUGCAGAUCAUACUCAACCUAGUCUGUAACAUAUCAAACUGCGCAGGCACGUUCCUGUGUGACAGCGAGCAGGAGCGCGCGGGCUGCGGCGUGUACGCGCAGACCACCAGCGUGUGGUCGUGGCUGAACCGGCCCGAGGAGCUGGCGGGCUACAUCAACCCACUCUAUGAGCCCACGCACAACGUCAUCUGGCCAUCCGUCGCACCUAUGAGCUUCGUUAUAUGGGAAGAGCUCUACUUACGCUGGUUGACACCUCAAGGUACGGAGGAGCGUGAAGAGCAGUACAGAGCGAUAAGGUCGCGGGAGCAGCAGCUCAGGGCGCAGGCGCAGCUGAUGCGGCGGGAACUGUUCGACCUGGCGCAGCAGUACUACAGCACUGAGAAGGUUGGUAACUGAUGACGUCACAACACUAGCGACCCGCAACAAAAAGUGAAACUAUAUACAGAUGGAAAUGUAUAUCAUAACAUCGUUUUCGGUGUACAAUCAGGGCCUUUAACAGUGUUUCAUUAUAGGAAUAGUUCCUUGUAAUGGGUCAAAUUCACCCUCUUACAAAAAACUAUUACUCAAUGAAAAGCAACUAACAGCGUACCACAUUUAAAGCUGCCUCAUAUUGUACCAAUGCGAGCAUUUGUCUAUUGUUCAAAUGAUUGUUCAAAGUGGGACACUGACAGAUUGCCCAAUAGUAUAUGACACCGGGCCGGACAAGUUUGCUGCACUAUAUUUCUCUAGAGUCGUAUAUACCAGAGUAAUGUCUUUAAGGCAAAUCAUAUUUUUCGCCUCUCUAGUAUUAUAUCCAGUUGUAUCCAUCUCUAGUGAUAUACAGAGAGCUCUCUGUAUUAUUUAGUCGGGUUAUAAAGAUGAGUUUUCUUUAGUCGUGUUAUGCGUUUCGAAAUAAAUAUUUUACUGCCAUAAUAAUUCAAUUUACUAAACUCUCUCUCUUACUAAGCUAAGGAAUUAUAUAAAUUUCAUAAGAUUUAUACAAUAAACUAUUACACUGACAUUUAUAAAAGAAAUGAAUAAAGAAUUUAUUUAUCUUUGAUCUGAAUUAAAGGCCAUACACAUAUAACUAAUAAGACAUUUAGAGCCUGUCCCACCAAAUUGUAAAUUGUCUGAUAACAAACCAAUGUGUAAAAUAUAUGACUGAAAUAUCAGAUU
Papilio polytes (common Mormon) is the source of this 2307-nucleotide messenger RNA. RefSeq names its product myotubularin-related protein 9. The coding region runs from base 94 to 1548 and encodes 484 amino acids. Lineage: Eukaryota; Metazoa; Arthropoda; Insecta; Lepidoptera; Papilionidae. The transcript is spliced from 9 exons. Gene Ontology annotation, biological process: negative regulation of autophagy. The record is from RefSeq and is a predicted model, not a curated record.